GGUUAUUCUGGUGGUAUGGGAGGUGGUGGUAUCGGAGGUGGUUCUGGCUUUGGUGCAGGAGCAGGAUUUGGUGGUGGAGGCUAUGGUGGUGGAGGCUACGGCGGGGGUGCUGGUUUUGGUGGCGGUGGGUUUGGAGCCGGCGGAGGUGGCGACAGCGUCUUUUCUGGCAAUGAGAAGCAAACAAUGCAGAAUCUCAACGAUCGUCUGGCCGCCUACCUGGAUAAAGUCCGUGCGUUGGAGGAGGCAAAUGCGGAACUCGAACGUAAGAUUAAGGAAUGGUACGAAAAGAAUCGCUCCGGAAGUGAAACCGGUGAAAAAAGGGACUACAGCAAAUACUAUAAAAUAAUCGAGGAACUAAAAGCUCAAAUUCUUGCAGCAACCAUUCAAAAUGCAGGCAUAUUAUUGCAGAUUGACAAUGCCAGGCUCGCUGCUGAUGAUUUCAAGCUUAAGUAUGAGAAUGAGUUGGCCCUGCGCCACAAUGUGGAGGCUGACACUAAUGGCCUGCGUCGGGUCCUGGAUGAUCUGACUCUUGCAAAGUCUGACCUGGAAUCGCAGUUCGAGAGUCUUACUGAAGAACUGGCUUACCUGAAGAAGAACCACGAGGACGAGGUUAAACGUGGACAAGGAACGGCGGUCGGGGAGGUCAACGUUGAAAUGAAUGCGGCACCGGGUAUAGACCUGACCAAACUUCUAAAUGACAUGAGAGCCCAAUACGAGGCCCUGGCUGAGCAGAACCGCAAGGAUGCUGAAGACAGAUUCAACCAAAUGAGUAACGAAUUAAAAAAAGAGAUAUCAGUAGGAGCAGAACAGGUUCAAUCAAGCAAGAGUGAAAUUUCUGAUCUUAAGAGAAUCCUUCAAGCCUUGGAGAUUGAGCUCCAGUCACAGCUUGCCAUGAAAAAUGCUCUGGAGGAAUCUCUAGCAGAGACAGAAGGCCGUUACUGUGUCCAGCUUGCACAGCUACAAGCUCAAAUCGCUAGUGUGGAGGAGCAGCUGGCCAACCUUCGAGGAGACUUGGAGUGUCAGAGCGCCGAGUACGAGCAGCUGCUGGACGUGAAGACCAGGCUGGAGAAGGAGAUUGAGACGUACCGCAAGCUCCUGGAGGGCGAAGGAUUUAGCUUAAGCUACACCUGUCCUCAUAAAACAAUCAAAGUGAAAAGAAUUUAUGAAGAACUUGUGGAUGGAAAAGUUAUGUCAACCAAGGUGGUAGAAGUGGAUGAGAAGGUGGUGUAAGAGACGGGAUGUCCGGCUUUUUAAGGAAAGACCCUUUCUGCUCAAAAUGAAGAACGGUUGGCUCUGUGAACAAUAUUACUUAUUUUAUACGGGGCUGGGUUUCAACUCAUUGUGACCACAAGAGACGUAUAUUGUAAAUAACUUGCAUUCUUACUCCUACAUCAACAGAGCAGUCUACAGGUGUCCAUACAUCACUCCGUGUUCACAUUGGGUCUGCUUAUUGUCGGUUUUUCUUCUUUUCUU
Spea bombifrons (plains spadefoot toad) is the source of this 1473-nucleotide messenger RNA. Its product is annotated as keratin-3, type I cytoskeletal 51 kDa-like. Lineage: Eukaryota; Metazoa; Chordata; Amphibia; Anura; Pelobatidae. Bases 16 to 1230 code for a protein of 404 amino acids. The transcript is spliced from 8 exons. The record is from RefSeq and is a predicted model, not a curated record. Gene Ontology annotation, molecular function: structural molecule activity.